Molecule: messenger RNA, 3240 nt
Organism: Suhomyces tanzawaensis NRRL Y-17324
Lineage: Eukaryota; Fungi; Ascomycota; Pichiomycetes; Serinales; Debaryomycetaceae
Gene: PFK1
Product: 6-phosphofructokinase subunit alpha
Exons: 1
Coding region: 149-3049 (966 amino acids)
Biological process (GO): fructose 1,6-bisphosphate metabolic process; fructose 6-phosphate metabolic process; canonical glycolysis
Cellular component (GO): 6-phosphofructokinase complex; cytoplasm; mitochondrion
Molecular function (GO): AMP binding; 6-phosphofructokinase activity; monosaccharide binding
Source: RefSeq, a predicted model, not a curated record
CCUUCUCCUAAUGAUCUCAUCGUCCUGAUAUCGUGUCGUGCGCCCACCGCCCGGCCAAAUAUACUCCGGAACAUCAGGUGAACCCUCUCUUGCUACUCUAUACAACUCCAGCUAAUUCCACACCCCUACUGCAAUACACGGGACCACCAUGCCCUCCGUAGAUCCCAUCCAGGGGAUUAGCUUCACCUCGCUCGUGACCAACGACCCCGCCAAGUAUGCCCAAUUGGGCCAGUUCUACCACCAGCUUGGCUUCCGUUUGACCAAAAACUACUCGAAAGUGUCCAACAACGGCGCAGCUUCGGCAUCCAACAACCCACGCCUCCACCUUGGCAUCUCCAACGACUCCUUGAACGAGUUGUGGGUGGAGAGCUUCCCGCUCCAAAACGUGGACGCCAAUGGCCACAUCUUGCCCUGGCAGGAGUUGCCUGUCUACAACGGCGACAACUGUGCUCCUCUCAGCGCCUCCACCGUGUUGAAGCUCCGGUUGUCCAAUCUUACUGAAGUGGACGAAACGCCACGAGAAUUGUGCUUCUUUUCCACCGAUUUGCCUCGAGUUGCAGAAAUAUUGGCUGCCAACAACACCACUUUUGAGCAGCAAACCGACCAGAUCGUGGCUCGCGAUCCGUUGGGCAACCGUGUUGUGUUCUCCAGCCGUGAAAACCCAUUAGCGCCCAGAUCGUACGCUUCUGCCGAAGAGUACUUGCAAGUGAAGUCCGACGAGCUCUUGAAGGCAUUGCACAAGAACGAUCCGACAGCCAACGAAGACAAACCGGUGCAGGAGUUGAAGAAGAGAAAGAAGAUUGGGGUGAUGACAUCAGGAGGUGACGCUCCAGGUAUGAAUCCAGCCGUCAGAGCUGUUGUUCGUGCCGCCAUCUACCACGACUGCGAUGUGUUUGCUGUGUACGAAGGCUACGAGGGAUUGGUUAAGGGAGGCGACCUCUUGCGCCAGAUGGACUGGAACGACGUGCGCUCGUACUUGUCCCUUGGAGGCACUGCCAUCGGAACUGCCAGAUGUGCUGAGUUCCGUGAACGUGAAGGCAGAUUGAGUGCUGCUGCCAACAUGAUCAGAAACGGCAUUGAUGCAUUGAUUGUUUGUGGAGGAGACGGCUCGUUGACGGGAGCCGACUUGUUCAGAAGCGACUGGCCCUCGUUGGUCCAGGAAUUGGUCGAUAACAAAACUUUCUCGCCCCAGGAAGUGGCUCCCUACAAGCAUCUCACGAUCGUGGGGUUGGUGGGGUCCAUCGACAAUGACAUGGCAUGUACAGACUCUACCAUUGGUGCGUACUCGUCGUUGGAGCGCAUCACAGAAAUGGUCGACUAUAUCGACGCCACUGCCACCUCCCACUCGAGAGCUUUCGUGGUCGAGGUCAUGGGAAGACACUGCGGGUGGCUAGGCUUGAUGUCCGGGUUAUCGACGGGUGCAGAUUACAUUUUCAUCCCCGAAAGACCACCAAAGGCUGGCGAGUGGCACCAGGAAUUGAAGAACAUCUGUUCAAGACACAAGGCUAAGGGCAAGAGAAGAACCAUUGUGAUUGUGGCCGAGGGUGCCAUCGACGACCAACUCAACGCCAUUUCUGCCGACCAGGUCAAGGAUGUGUUGGUAGAGUUGGGCUUGGACACCAGAAUCACCACCUUGGGCCACGUCCAGAGAGGAGGAACAGCUGUGGCUUCAGACAGAUUGUUAGCCACCUUGCAAGGUGUCGAUGCUGUCAAGGCGGUGUUGGAAAACACUCCCGACACUCCUCUGCCCAUGAUUGGUGUGUUGGAGAACAAAAUCGUGCGUCAGCCGUUGAUGGAGGCAGUCAGGCUCACUAAGUCGGUGGCCACAGCCAUCGAAAGCAAGGACUUCGACAAGGCCAUGCAGUUGCGUGACUCCACGUUUGCUGAGGCCUACGACAACUACCUCACCACCGCGCUCCAGGACGACGGACUGCUUGCGUUGCCAGAAGAUAAGCGGUUGAACAUCGGAAUCGUACACGUCGGAGCGUCGUCUGCCGGUUUGAACUCGUGUACCAGAGCAGCUGCAUUGUACUGCUUGUCAAAGGGCCACCGUUGUUACGCAAUUCAUAACGGUUUCAGUGGGUUGAUUAGCGAGGGAAAGCUCUGCGAGUUGGACUGGCUCGACGUUGAGGACUGGCACAACAAGGGUGGCUCUGAGAUUGGAACCAACCGGUCUCUUCCGCUGGAAAACUUUGGAAAAGUCGCCUACCACCUCCAGAAGCACGCGUUGGACGGCUUGAUCCUCAUUGGGGGCUUCGAGGCGUUUACGGCAUUGAACGAGUUAAACGAGAACAGGGCCAAUUAUCCCGUGUUCGAGAUCCCCAUGGUAAUGAUCCCUGCCACUGUUUCAAACAACGUACCAGGAACCGAGUACUCGUUGGGCUCCGACACCUGCUUGAACCAGUUGGUCAACUACUGUGAUGCCGUACAACAGUCGGCAUCCUCGUCCAGAAGAAGAGUGUUCGUUGUGGAAGUCCAGGGAGGCCACUCGGGUUUCGUGGCAUCCUACUGUGGCUUGAUCACAGGUGCCAUUGCCACUUACACUCCCGAGAGCAAGAUCAACUUGAAGACCAUCCAGGAGGACAUCUCGUUAUUGUACGACGUGUUUGCCAACGACCGUGGCGAGGACCACAACGGUAAAUUGAUUGUGCGUAACGAACAGGCUUCCUCAGUGUACUCCACCGAGCUCAUUGCCGACAUCAUCAAGGAGAGUGCCAAGGGCCGGUUCGAGACCAGAACCGCCAUUCCUGGCCAUGUCCAACAGGGUUACACUCCAUCGUCCAUGGACAGAGUCAACGCCGUGCGGUUUGCGGUGAGAUCCAUCCAGUUCAUCGAGGAGAGGACUUCGAGCACUGGCAGUGGUGCCUCUGCCGUGGUGCUCGGGGUCCAGGGAGCCCAGCUCCAGUUCUCGGAUAUCAACGAGUUAUACACCAAGGAGGCCAAUGUGGGCUUGAGAAAGGGAAAGACCGUGCACUGGGAGUCGUUGCGCGAGGUGGGAGACAUGUUGAGCGGAAGGCUCAUGUUGAGAGAGAAGAGAGGGGAGGUUUAGACUGGAUAGUCUGAUUCUGGAAGCAUAAGCUCCGUAUAUAAGUACAUACUACGUUAGUAGAAAUAUAGCUAUAAAGUUCAUACUGGUGUAGAAGAAUCCGCUGAAUAGCAAGGAAACACCGAAUAUACUACAGAACUACCGUUUGUAGAAUCUAUUCCGGUGGAUUUUCGCUAUGUUAACUCAAGUAUGCA